AUGACGUCUUUCUGUCAGAAGUUCGUGGCAGCUUACGAGGCCUCAGCCCAAGAACAGGCAGAAAAGCCACUGCCGCAUCUGCACAGCGGCUUUUGGCUGCAGUCUUACGGCUUCUCGAAGGCGUGCUUGAACCGCUAUUGCCAAAUCAUGGCUUCAAAGCAUCCCAGCCUAAGCUGCGUGGCCUGCUCCCCUGGCUUUGUGGAUACGGAAAUGGUGAAAUCCUACCGUGGCGAUUCGAAGUUAAAGAGCGUGGAGGAGGGAGGCGACGUCUGUGCCUGGCUUGCCUGCUGCCCUUCCAUCGACAACGGCUACUACAAUCCAGACCGGAGCAUGUUGGAGGGGAGUUGA
Symbiodinium sp. CCMP2592 is the source of this 348-nucleotide messenger RNA. NCBI's taxonomy places the organism in Eukaryota, Dinophyceae, Suessiales, Symbiodiniaceae. The record is from the annotation of a GenBank genome assembly.